This is a messenger RNA of Vigna umbellata (rice bean), 1047 nucleotides long. RefSeq names its product protein ETHYLENE-INSENSITIVE 3-like 1a. Gene Ontology annotation, cellular component: nucleus. Gene Ontology annotation, molecular function: DNA binding; DNA-binding transcription factor activity. The record is from RefSeq and is a predicted model, not a curated record. Lineage: Eukaryota; Viridiplantae; Streptophyta; Magnoliopsida; Fabales; Fabaceae.
AUGAAGAAGAAGGCACUGAUUCGUGCACAAGACACAGUGCUGAAGAACAUGGUGAAGAUGAUGGAGAUUUGUGGUGUUCGUGGCUUCGUUUAUGGCAUCAUUCCUGAGAAGGGAAAACCAGUCAGUGGAGCUUCUGAUAACCUCAGAGGUUGGUGGAAGGAUAGGGUCAAGUUUGAUCACAAUGGUCCUGCUGCUAUGCUCAGGUACGAGGAAGAAACAGGGUUUGAAGACAUGGUUAGUGAUGGAUUCAAUGGACAGCCAUUAACAGCAUACAGUUUAAAUGAUCUCCCAGACACAACUCUAGGCUCACUCUUGUCAUGUCUCAUGCAGAACUGUGAUCCUCCCCGGAGAAGGUACCCUUUGGACAAGGGCAUUGCCCCUCCUUGGUGGCCCACUGGGCAGGAAUGGUGGUGGGCCCAGAUGGGCUUUACCAUAGAUCCAGGCCCACCACCCUACAAGAAGCCCCAUGACCUGAAGAAGGUGUGGAAGAUGUGUGUGCUCACUGCAGUCAUCAAGCACAUAUCCCCAGACAUAGCAAAGAUCAGAAACAUUGUUCGUCAUUCUAGGACCCUUCAGGACAAGCUCAAUGCAAGAGAAUCUGCCAUUUGGAGUGCUAUUGUGAAGCGUGAAGAGUACUUUGCUAGGAGAUCAUACCCUAAUUUCUUCCAAACCCUCCCUCCAAGAGCAGGACCUAGUGUCCCUUAUGAUAAUAAUGUUACAAAUUUUAUUAGGGGGCAACAAAGUAAUAGCCUUGGUGGUACAUUGAAUCUUCUUGGGGGGCUGAAUAACACACCACAACACCACAAUGUUGCUAACGGUCGUGCUUGGAGCUUUCUCGAUGGCCACAAUAACCCUUCAACUUCCACCAGUGCUGCUACAAUUCUUCUUGGGAACCCUCCACCAACCACCGAUUUGAUCACUGAUGAUGGUGCUACCAGUUUUCAUGGAGUGCAGAUUGAUACAGCACCAGCCACAAAUGGUGGAGCUAGAAAUUUCUUUGUGGGGCAGUUCGAUCCACCAACACCAACCAAGCAAUUUGGUUCAUAG